AUGUCAUCGUUAGCCAGUCGUGCAGGUCCACGUAUGCGCGACUCGAAGAAUAGGAAUAUGUUGAAAGUUGACUUAUCAAUCGGCAGGGGUUUGAUUAAACUAUUUAUACAAGCCUUAAUUAGGACGAUGAGGGCCUUCGUUUAUGUCCGUGAAGACCAUGAAUUUCCCGACACAAUACCCCCACUAGUACUGGUGAUCCGAACACAAAACGUGAGGCGCUUUUUGCAGGCGGCACUCCACCUCAUGGGAACUCGAAAUCAUUCCGAACAGCGACACUAG
Messenger RNA from Somion occarium, 279 nucleotides. Lineage: Eukaryota; Fungi; Basidiomycota; Agaricomycetes; Polyporales; Cerrenaceae. The record is from the annotation of a GenBank genome assembly.